Rhodamnia argentea is the source of this 2468-nucleotide messenger RNA. RefSeq names its product protein CNGC15b-like. The transcript has 7 exons. The coding region runs from base 167 to 2278 and encodes 703 amino acids. The record is from RefSeq and is a predicted model, not a curated record. Gene Ontology annotation, cellular component: membrane. Gene Ontology annotation, molecular function: monoatomic ion channel activity. NCBI's taxonomy places the organism in Eukaryota, Viridiplantae, Streptophyta, Magnoliopsida, Myrtales, Myrtaceae. Gene Ontology annotation, biological process: transmembrane transport; monoatomic ion transport.
UUCUGGCCAAACAUAAGAUGUUAUCGUACUAUUAUUAUUAUUAUUAUUAUUCGAUCUUGCGGUUUCAAAUGCAGAUGCAGUAAUCAUCUGUCGGUUCAACACUUGUUUCUGCAGGCACUGAUAUCUUGGCCUUCUUGUAUCACAGACCGAGUCACAAGAACAAUUCAUGACCAGUGUGAUGGGCUAUAGCAGUGCAAGGGCGAGAUUCGGAAGAGUAGGAGACGAAUCCUUUUUGGAAGAAAUCCCAAGAAUUCAGGAAGGCGAGAUAUCAAAUGAGGACGCUGCGUGCCAUGACUUGGGCUCAAAAACUACCAGACUAAAGAUUGGAAAAUCCUUGAAAGUGAAGGUUUUGCGCAGAGUAUUCUCCGAGGACUAUGAUAGGGUGAAGAGCAAUAUCUUCGAUCCGAGAGGCCAAACCAUUCAAUGGUGGAACAGAAUCUUUUUUAUGGCUUGCUUGGUGUCCCUAUUUGUGGACCCCCUUUUCUUCUUAGUGCCAUCUAUUGACAGCAACAGAAUGUGCUUAGAAGAUGCAUCGGCCCUCAAGAUUUUCAUAACGAUCAUAAGAUCGGUGGUUGAUGCCUUCUACACAGCUCAGAUUUUCGUGCGGUUCAAAACAGCUUAUGUCGCACCCUCGUCCCGGGUUUUCGGGAGGGGAGAACUGGUUAUAGACUCGAAAAAGAUCGCGUUAAGGUACUUGUCCAGAGGCUUUUGGAUCGAUCUCUUUGCGGCAAUCCCCCUUCCUCAGCUGUUAAUUUGGGCGAUAAUUCCUAACCUUGCGGGCUCAAUGACGGCUCAAAGGAAGAACCACAUCCUGUUCAUUAUCUUCUUCCAGUACCUGCCAAGGUUCUAUCUUAUACUUCCACUCCGGUCGGAGAUCAUUGAUGCUAGCGGCGGAAUAACAGAGACCGCAUGGGCAGGGGCUGCAUACAACUUGAUGCUCUUCAUGUUGGCAAGCCAUGUUGCUGGAGCUUGCUGGUAUCUGCUAGCGAUGGAGCGACAAGAGUUUUGCUGGAGAAGUGUCUGUGAUCAGGAAAAACCGCUGUGCAGGUACAGUUUCUUCCAUUGUCGCCAUGUUCAAGACCCAGGAAGGGAUGCCUGGUAUAAUUUGACCAACUUAACAAAUCUGUGUAACCCCAACAAUGCUGACACUCCGAUUCAAUGGGGUGUGUACUCUAAUUUUGUGACUGAAUUGGUCGCGAGCUGCAAAUUCUUCAGCAAGUACUUCUUCUGUUUCUGGUGGGGUCUGAACAACUUGAGCGAUAUAGGGCAAAACCUUGUGCCAGCCACUUAUAUUGGAGACGAACUUUUCGUUAUCGUGGUUGCGACUAUUGGACUAGUUUUGUUAGCACUGCUCAUUGGAAAUAUGCAACGAUACGUCCAAUCUACGAGCAUCCGGUUAGAGCAAUGGAGGAUCAAGAGAAUAGGCACAGAACAGUGGAUGCAUCAUAGACUUCUACCUCCAGAGCUGCGACAAUCUAUUCAGAAGUAUGACCAAUAUAAGUGGGUGACAACUCGAGGUGUUGAUGAAGAAGCCCUUCUCCGAGACCUCCCAAAGGACCUGCGCAGAGAGAUCAAUCGCCAUAUCUGCUUUGAUCUAGUUCGACGUGUGCCACUGUUCAAUCAAAUGGAUGAGAGGACGCUAGAUGCGAUAUGCGAGAGGCUGAAGCCCAUCUUGUGCACACAAGACAUGUUCUUAGUAUGCCAAGGUGAUCCAAUUCGAGACAUGUUCUUCAUAGUCCGGGGCCACCUCAAUUCCUGGGCGACCAACGGGGGCGGCACAGGUAUUAACUCAUGCUGUCUGGGGCCCAGUGACUUCUGUGGUGAGGAACUCCUAACAUGGGCCCUGGACCCGCGGCGAAGUAUCGUCCUGCCCUCGUCCACGCGCACAGUCAAGGCAGUGAAAGAAGUGGAAGCAUUCUCUCUUGCAGCUGAGGACUUAAAGUUCGUGGCAAUGCAAUUCAGAAGCCUACAUAGCAAAAAACUGAGGCACAAGUUCAGGUUCUACUCGCACCAGUGGCGCACAUGGGCUGCAAGUUUCAUUCAAUCCGCAUGGCGCCGUCAUAAGAAGUUGAAGGAGGAAACCAAGUCGAGUGAACCCAUGGCUGGUCUGGCGGGUUCAAAUGGGAAAUUGAAACCUUCGAGGUCAUUCUGGGAUGUAUAUGCAAAGGAGCUGAUAGAGAGCACCAGAAGGGAUGAGAAUAAUCAAGCUGGGUCGGCUUCUGAUGCGGUGAAUACAGUGCAAAAGCCAGUGGACCUGGAUUUUUCGGUAGAUUACUAGGAAUGUUGACAGCAAUACUACCAUAAUCAGACUAGGAUUCACCUUGAAGCCUUGCGCUUUCUGUACUGUACAUUGGUGUACAAUUUUAUGUAUACACUGUUGUUGCUCUUACUAGAACAUUAUGAAAUGCAUCAGAAUCAACAUAGACAUAUCACAUGUGCAGAUUCAGAUUUAAGACUGACAAUUUUGG